Aspergillus heteromorphus CBS 117.55 is the source of this 2748-nucleotide messenger RNA. RefSeq names its product putative chitin synthase activator (Chs3). The transcript has 3 exons. The record is from RefSeq and is a predicted model, not a curated record. Gene Ontology annotation, molecular function: protein binding. The coding region runs from base 1 to 2748 and encodes 915 amino acids. NCBI's taxonomy places the organism in Eukaryota, Fungi, Ascomycota, Eurotiomycetes, Eurotiales, Aspergillaceae.
AUGGCAUACCCUCCGCAUCCGAACCAGAGGGUCCCUCCGAUGCGAAACUAUGGCCCUCGCCCCCCUCCUGGCCGAGGUGGGCCGCCCCGGCCUCCUCCACAAGGUGGAGGCUAUGAUCUUGGCUAUGACGACUAUCGUGGAUAUGGAGGCGGUGCUCCGGGUCCUGCUGGGUAUGGACCUCCCGGUAAUAGAGCGGUCCCGAGAUCGCAGGGUCCCCCGCGAGGCGCGCCCCGGCCUCCACGAGGUGGUCAAGGCCCUCCGAUAAAUGAUCGAGGGUAUGCGCCUCGCGGACGCCCUCCACCCCCGGGAUACGAUCCUCGCCGUGGUAAUGGGGACAGACCUCCGCCACCAAGGCAGGAUCGCAUGAGGCCUCCUGCACGUGCGCCGCAAACCCCCGACCCUAUGUCGUGGGACAAUCCCUUCCCAUCGUUUCCCGCAAAGGAGCCCCGCGGACCCAGAAGGAUCGAAGAUAGCAUGGCUGCAAUGGAUCUCGGCGGUGCCCCGAUGUCCCCUACAGUAGUCCCGGAACGCCCGCAUACCUCGCACGGUCGACGACAACAACAACCUCGGCCUGUGUCGCCCGGUCGUGCUCGAGGCAACUCCUCCGCGAGUCGAAUGAGGUCGGCCAGUACAGGCCGUCCUGCUCCGGACCCAUCCGAUCGCCCCAACAAGCAGUACACAGAUCCUAAUGGACCUCCGCCGAUACCUCAUAUUAACCGAGCCGCUACGAUGCCUGUUCCUUCAGCAUUACCGCCUGCGCCCAAGCCGCUGUACCCGGGGCAAUCGACCUAUCAAGACCCUGCAUCCCCUCCGCGACACGGUGCGCAGGAAACUUUUGACACGGGGGCAUGGGUGGACAGCUAUUACAACUCGAAGCACGCCGGUGACAAUGACAUGCCGAACUUUGAUGCUAUGCCCGACUCUGCCCAUGGGGGCAUUGAUGAAAGCCUACCCGGCUUAGAACAGCCAAGACCCAGAGCAGCACCCGUUGAAUCACCGCCGUCGUCUCGAGGAGGGUACACUGCGUUUAGUCCCCAUUCGCCGGAUGAGGUCCAUUAUGGCCACUCCCCCCCUACUAUGGGACCGGCUGGCGCGACAAACCAGUUCGCAGAUGCCGGAUUUCACUUCGACCUACCCAGCGAGGCGCCAAUGGCUCACUCCGGCUAUCCCCAGCAAGGCUACCCCCAGGACUACCAGCAAGACUACCACCACGAUAGUGCGGGCUAUGCAUACAACCCCGAACCUUAUGAGGUCCCUUACGAAGACCCGUACGCCCAAGAACAAGGGAAUUGGGGAUCUACCACGCAGGCAUAUUCCGACACUCGCGGUGGUUAUGCCGCUCGAGAGAACUCCGUUCGGAGCAAUGGAGCGCCUCGUCCAUACAGGGCCAAUCCCCCUGCGCCUGCACAUGAGCCUGUUCAACCUAUGAACCCACCAGAUGUCCCAGACCCCCAACUGAGCCCGGACGCACUUCCGCACCACCCUGUUCCAUUUCGUCCGGGUCAUGAUCAAGCAAGCAAGCCUGCACCCGUACGGCAAUACAACAGUUCCACCACUUCGGCAUCGCCCCCAGCCGCGCCGCAGGCCUCUCUUGCCGAAUCCGCCCCAUCCGGGCCCGUCACUCAGCAGGAGCUUCAACGCCUUCAACAGCUUGUCAAAAGCAAACCAUCCGACCAGAAGACGCAUCUUCUCUUCGCGCAGAAGUUGAUCGAAGCCGCCACUGUCUUGGUUGAUGGCAGCAGAAUGGACCCGAAGGCGAAGGCCAAAGCCCGGGAGAAGUAUGUCAUGGAUGGUUAUAAAAUCAUCAAAAAGUUGGCGUCCAAUGGCUUUGCGGCUGCGCAAUUCUAUCUUGCAGACUGCUACGGCCAGGGACUCAUGGGCCUUCAAGUGGACCCUAAAGAGGCUUUCAAUCUGUACUAUGCCGCUGCCAAACAGGGACAUGCGCAAUCUGCCUAUCGGGUCGCUGUCUGCUGCGAGAUCGGACAAGAAGAAGGUGGCGGUACCAAACGCGACCCUUUCAAGGCGGUGGAGUGGUACAAACGCUCUGCGGCGCUGGGUGACCCGCCAGCAAUGUACAAGAUGGGAAUGAUUAUGCUCAAGGGGCUUCUCGGCCAACAAAAGAACCCGCGUGAGGGUGUCGCAUGGUUGAAGCGCGCUGCGGACCGUGCUGAUGCCGAAAACCCACACGCGCUUCAUGAACUCGCUCUCAUGUAUGCGAACGGCAACGACGUCGUCGCUGGCGAUGAGGCCUAUGCUAGUCAGCUAUUUCACCAGGCCGCCGAACUCGGGUACAAGUUCUCGCAAUUCCGUCUGGGCUCUGCCUACGAGUAUGGGUUGAUGGGAUGCCCUGUCGACCCCCGACAGAGUAUCAUCUGGUACACCCAUGCUGCGUCGCAGGGUGAACACCAAAGUGAACUCGCGCUCAGUGGAUGGUACCUGACCGGUGCGGACGGUAUCCUGCAGCAGAGCGACACGGAGGCAUACCUUUGGGCGCGGAAAGCCGCAAGCGCCGGCCUCGCCAAGGCAGAAUACGCGAUGGGCUAUUUCACGGAGGUUGGUAUUGGCAUUGCGGCCAAUCUGGACGAUGCGAAGCGAUGGUAUUGGCGGGCAGCUGCCCAACAAUUCCCCAAAGCUCGCGAGCGUCUCGAGGAACUCAAACAGGGCGGCGCCCGGAUGCAGAAGACGCGACUUUCCCGGUCUGCUGUCAACCAGCAGAAGCAGAACGACGGCGACUGCAUCCUGAUGUGA